AUGUCGGGCAUUCUUCGCAGACUCACGGGUGGGAAUCUAGAAGUCGCCAAGUUUGGAAUGUACAUUCUCUUCCCCAUUGGCUGGAUGUAUUACUUUGGCACCAACCUCGAAGAACGAUUCACAGUCCGCGACUUCUGGCCCACGGCCGAACAAUCCCACAAAAUUCCGGAAUCGAAAGAAGAAAUCGAUCUCGAGCUGAGCAGGAUGCGAAGGCUAGAGGCUCUCAAACGGGAACGCAGGCUACGAGAGCAGCAGCAGCAACAAGAGACUGCUACUGCUGAGGAGACAAGCCAAUAA
Messenger RNA from Talaromyces rugulosus, 297 nucleotides. RefSeq lists its product as uncharacterized. The coding region runs from base 1 to 297 and encodes 98 amino acids. The record is from RefSeq and is a predicted model, not a curated record. Lineage: Eukaryota; Fungi; Ascomycota; Eurotiomycetes; Eurotiales; Trichocomaceae. The transcript is spliced from 2 exons. Gene Ontology annotation, cellular component: mitochondrial inner membrane; mitochondrion. Gene Ontology annotation, biological process: mitochondrial respiratory chain complex IV assembly.